AUGGCGGAACGAGAGAACGACUCGGAUAAUAACCCUCCCAGGAAGCGCAUCGCUGUUGCCGUAUCCUCGAGGGAAACGAUAUUAAGGAACGAAUCCAACUUUGCAUAUACUAUGGACACGGCAAGAACGUACCACGCCAGAGGCAGUGUAUCUAUGAGCCCGGCCGUCAGCCAGUUCUCUCCUGACGGCUUACCCGCCAUGGCAUCUGGCGAGAUGCUGGGCUCGUACCGGCAAAGCCCUGGCUCGGCGUACCCCUAUGCCGGAAAGCCAUAUUACGGGCCCGUCCCUGGAUGGUCGAACGGGUACGCCGAGGAUAGUGGUGACUACGGACUGCAGUAUGCCCAUACCCAUGCCCAAUCCCAUCACUCGUACCCGUGCCUGACUCUGGAGGACGAGGCUCGCCUAACCUUGAAAUGUGGUGCCAACAACAGGUUGAGUCCCGGUGGCAAGUAUAGCAACGGCGCCGCCGCUGCUGCUGCGAACGGAGGCAUCUACAUUGAUGUCGACCCGGGUUACCCCUACACUACUAAUUCACCAAAUUUGGUGCACAGGCCGCAGCAGGUGCCUCUCAGUGCCGCGGACCUUUCGAACUUUUCGCUGACGAGCGUGGCGGCUUCGAUGCCGCAGUCGCAUCCGCAGCAGCUUCAUGGUGUUUCCAGCAAGGAGAGGAUGCUGCCGUCCCCUACGCGAAACCUCGCCGGCUCCAACGGAUUAGCUUCUUACAGAAGUGACUCGUCGACUAGCCUUUACCAGCUGGCCAAGGUUGGAUCUUCGGUGGCAUCUAGCGCACACACGUCGCCCGUCACUACCAUCCCCGACGUUACGAGUGGAUAUAGCGCCUACGAUGGCUCUCCUAUUGCUACUGCGUAUGCCCACUCAGUUCAGCAGGCCACCACCACCCAGCAGCCCUCUCCUAUGGCUUCAUUCAAGGCUUCUUCGGCCAGCGAGUCCAUUUUCUCCGCGGCGGAGAACGCCCUGCGUACGCAGUCGCCCAGCACCGAGCUGGCCUACAGGUACUCCGGCUCACCUCAUCGAGGCGACUCUGGAUCCUCGGGACCGCAGCUUGCAAACGGCCAAGUCUACACGGCAAUUCCGCCUCCACCCGCAGGCUCUGUGGGAGGAGCUGGCACGUCGUACUUGAUGCCCGGAGCAAGCAGUGGCGGCCCGGGCAGUGGCGACAUGGGUGGUGGUAGCGCGAAGGUGGAGGCACAUCGCCGGGCCGUGGCCGGGCUCCAUGCGGCAUAG
Messenger RNA from Scedosporium apiospermum, 1245 nucleotides. RefSeq lists its product as uncharacterized. Bases 1 to 1245 code for a protein of 414 amino acids. The transcript is spliced from 2 exons. Lineage: Eukaryota; Fungi; Ascomycota; Sordariomycetes; Microascales; Microascaceae. The record is from RefSeq and is a predicted model, not a curated record.